GUUGCGUUUAAAACAUGGCGGAAAAUUUGAAAGGUUGCAGUGUGCCCUGUAAAAUGUCCUGGGAUGAGUUGGAGGCCCUGUGCCGGAGUGAGAAGCUCUACUGUAAACGCCUUGGAGUGAACAGAGCCAACGUCAAUGAGUACGAGGUGGAAUUCCUCUGCGACUACAAGAAGACUAAGGAGGAGGAGCUGUACUUGGUGAAGUGGAAGGGCUUCCCUGAAUCCGAUAACACCUGGGAACCCAAGAAGAACCUCAAAUGUCCCAAACUGAUGAAGAUGUUUCAUCUGGACCUGGAUCAGGAGCUCAAACGCCAUAAGAGACGAUGCAUUCCUAAGAAGUUAGAUAAGGAGGUUGCCUCGCUCCUCGUUCAGAAAGCGAAGCUCCGCCAGAGCCUGCAGCGCUGGGAGGACCACCUGAACCAGACCCGCAAUCACCCCGGCCGCAUCUACGUCACCAACGACGUGGACCUGGAGGGCCCCCCCAAAGGCUUCACCUACAUCAACAACUACAAAGUGGGCCCGGGCAUCGUCCUGAACGAGAUGGCGCUGGGCUGCGAGUGCAAGAGCUGCCUGGAGCGGCCGGUCAACGGCUGCUGCCCGGGGGCCUCGCUGCACCGCAUGGCCUACAACGAGCGGGGCCAGGUCCGGCUGCGGCCCGGCCAGCCCAUCUACGAGUGCAACUCCCGCUGCAGCUGCGGGCCCGACUGCCCCAACAGGGUGGUGCAGAAGGGCAUCCAGUUCGACCUGUGCAUCUUCAAGACGGGGAACGGCCGCGGCUGGGGGGUCCGCACGCUGCAGCACAUCAAGAAGAACACCUUCGUCAUGGAGUACGUGGGGGAGAUCAUCACAACAGACGAGGCGGAGAGGAGGGGCCAUUUCUACGACUGCCAGGGCUCCACUUACCUGUUCGACCUGGAUUAUGUGGAGGACGUGUACACGGUGGAUGCAGCCCACCUGGGAAACAUUUCCCACUUCGUCAACCACAGUUGUAACCCCAACCUUCAGGUUUUCAACGUCUUCAUCGACAACAUAGAUGAGCGGCUUCCAAGAAUCGCUCUCUUUUCAACCCGCUCCAUCCGGGCCGGGGAGGAACUCACCUUUGACUACAAGAUACAGAUUGACCCAGUGGACACGGAAAGCACCAAAAUGGACUCCAGCUUCAGCCUGGCGGGGCUCCCGACAUCCCCGAAGAAGAGGAUCCGAGUGGAGUGUCGGUGUGGGUCCGAAUCCUGCCGGAAGUACCUGUUCUGACCCGGGCUGUGGGAGACCCUGUAAAAAUGUAGAGAAAUGUACAGAUUCUAUUUUUUUAAAUGAAAUCCUGCUAAGGUGCAGAGUCCAGCCCAGAUGGUGUUUCGCCCCCACCUGGACUUCCGUCUUAAUCACAGCACACACACACACACGACCCCGUAUCACUUGUCCUCCCUUCUCUCUGUUGUCUUUCUCUGUAUGUCGUGCAUACGCUGGGCUGGGCCCCUGCUGCCCCCCCCGCAUCACCAGAGACUGACGCGGGUCUGGAAAAGCUGUGCCCAGCUGUGGGUCAGUCUGACUCCUCGGACUAUGAACACAUGAGCGCGUAGCUGGUGGGUGGCCUCAGCACGCACUGCAGAAUGACUGGGAUGAAAUGCAUGUUUCUGAUGUACCACAGAGUUUUUAGGACUGUCUCAUCCACCGUCAGGUCUCCCACCAAAGAAAUGAGCUCUGAUCUGAGCAACCAGUAACGCCUACUCAAGAGGCCCAUAAACGAUAAGAACAUUUUACUUUUAGCUGCAGUGAGCUGACCCUUUCUCUCCCAAUUUGAAGCCAUUCUUAUUUUUUCUAUCAAAUGACGCGUUGCUGUUGCUGUUUUUACAUCAUGGUUUUUUUACUCUUACUUUUUUUUACAUCUCUGUGACUUUUAGAGUUUUAUAAGAAAUGUAAAUGUUCAUAAAGCCGUUUUGUUCUCUACAUUGCCAGAGGAGCUAUUAUGCCUUGUUUGAAAUCAUUUGGUAAGCUACACAACUAAAACACAGAUGUAAAUAAAUGACAUUAUAUUUGAGGGAUGAAGACAUGGAUGUGUGUAUUCCACUUGUGUGUAUAAAAUCUGU
Menidia menidia (Atlantic silverside) is the source of this 2083-nucleotide messenger RNA. NCBI's taxonomy places the organism in Eukaryota, Metazoa, Chordata, Actinopteri, Atheriniformes, Atherinopsidae. The record is from the annotation of a GenBank genome assembly.